AUGGGACCGUCAGCCAAUCAGGAACGGGUCUUGGAGAUAAACAAGGAACGUGGACAGACAACAAAAGAACGGAGCGGCAACGGACCCACACCACGCCAACGGGCUAAAGGUGUUACCCUGUAUGUGUACAGCCCCCUGUUGAUAGCCCAUUCACUGGCAAAUAUAGUCAUCACUGAGAAGACUGCAACCAAACCUGAGGGAUCAUGUGUAACAAUUACCUGCACUUAUACAGAGAUAAGUGAGACACUGCUCUGGUUUAAGAAUCCUGAGUACAUUCAUUCAGAAAAGCGUUUUAAUGGGACUAUUGUAUACAGCAAUACAAAGGAGCACCCACAGUCUACUGAGUACUUAAACAGAGUGCACUUUCUUUCUGAAGAUAAAACAAGUGAAGCGAAAUCAUGCUCCUUAAGAAUUACUGAUCUUCAAAAGCAGGACAGUGGACAGUAUAACUUCAGAUAUAUAAAUACAAAUAGCAAAUAUAUGAGUAAGCCUAUGGUUCUUUCAAUAACAGGUAAGUCCUGUUGGCUUGUUUUUAUUUUUAGGAGUUUGGAGGACCCGAUUUGUAUUUAUUUAAUUAAUUAUGCCUUGUUAUUUGUUUACUUAAUUUUGGACAAUCCAUGCAAGGUCCAUUUGAACUUAUCAGAGAUGAACAAAACAAUUAAAGAAGGUGACACAUUGAUUCUUCAUUGUGCAACAUCUGCAACCUGUGAGUUUCCUGAAUGGGACAUGCCUGACACAGAACAAAAAAAUAACAUCCAGAAAGAAAAUCCAGAACAGGAAAAAAACACCAAGCUGACGCUGAAGGUGAACUGGGAAGAUGAUAAGAAGACUUUAAAAUGCCAUCCAGCUAAUAACAAUGAUGACUGCCUGGCUAGGGGUGUCACUCUUAACGUGCAAUAUGCACCCAAAGAUGUAAAGUUGUCAGAAAGAGAUAAGAUAGCAAAUGAGGGAGAAGAUGUCAAAAUCACAUGCUCCAGCAAAGCCCAUCCAAAUGCAACAUUUAAGUGGAGAAAAAGAAACAAUCAAAGCACUAUUUACCAGGAAGGAAUGGUGCUUAACCUGCCUUCAAUAAAACCAGAAGACAGUGGCAAGUACUACUGUGAGGCCUCCAACAUACAUGGAAACGGAACCUCACAUGACAUCGACAUUGAUGUUUUUCAUCCUCCAAAAGGUGUCCGUGUCAUUGCUACCUCCAACAGUUUAAAAGAAGGAGACAACCUUACUCUUACAUGCAUGGUGACAAGUAGCAAACCAGAAGUUCAACAGGGAUCCUACAAAUGGUUCAAAGAUAAUAUAGAAAUAGUUACAAAAGACAAUAGUCAAUUAACCUUUUUAAAUAUAGAACCAAGUCAAAACGGAACUUAUUACUGUCAAGCUAUCAAUUCAGUUCAAGCAACAGCAUCUGAUCUCAUCAACAUAUCUGUAAAGUAUGCUCCACAAAACACAGCCAUUCAUGGCACAUCUGAAGUAAAGCUGGGUCACACUCUUGACACUCUCAGGUGUACAACUGAUGCAAAUCCUCCCCCUAACAAUUAUUCGUGGUACUUUAAACAAGAGAACACACACAAAUAUGUUUCUCUUUCACAAACUCGAUCACAGAAUUUGUUUGGUUUUGCGGAUGUUUCUGAUGCUGGAUGGUACAUGUGCAGUGCCAGGAAUGCUCUUGGUUCAGGGUCCAAUUCUACUGAAUUUCAAGUUUCUGUACUUUAUCCUCCCAGGCAACUUAAUCUGAAUAUAAAACCUGUUGUAAAAGAGUCUGAAAAGCUGACCAUUCAGUGUACUGUUAAAAGCUCACCUCAGUCAACCCUCACAUUAAGAAGAACAUCUGUAAUGGAACCACAAGGCAAUUUAAUUUUGUCCAGCAGUCAAACAUCCAACAUUCUGACUUUCUCUUUCAACGUGUCUGAGUCAGAUUCUGGCAUUUACACCUGCACAGCAAAAAACACAGAGGGGCAAAACUACACAAAACAAGACUUAAAGGUUUUGUAUUCCCCCAAAAAUGUUACAAUCACAGCACAUCCUGGAACAGAGCUAAAAGAGGGAUUUAACCUGACACUCACCUGUACAGCUCGUUCUGACCCCCCUGUGUCCAGUUAUAGCUGGAUGAAAUCUGUUGAAGCACAUUCAGUGAAGGUGGGAGAUGGACCUAUAUUAACACAACACUUUCUUAAGGACUCUUACUCUGGAAAUUACUCCUGCAUUGCCAAAAAUUAUCUUGGCAGCACUCAUUCUGCACCAGUACAUAUCAAAGUCAAGUAUCGACCACACAUAACAGUUAUUAAUAACGUGACAUUACUGGCUCACUGGGCUGGAGAUGUUCCAGUCCAUCUGAGCUGUAAUGUCCACUGUUACCCUCCCGCCACUUCCUAUGCUUGGUAUCGACUGGAAGACGAAACUGCUCUGUCUAAUUCUCAAAGCUACACUGUUCAACCACAAAACCCGGGAACGUACUACUGCAGCGCAACAAAUGAAAUGGGGUCAUCAAAAUCCGAACUGGUUCAACUUUAUGCUAACAGUUUCAGUCUUCAGUAUUUUUUCAUUUCUAUAUUUGUUGUCUGCAUUCUGAUAGGUAUCAUAUUUCUGGUACACAGAUUCCUCUCAGGAAAAAAAUUCUUUGGUACAAAAGAAGAGCACAAGCAAUCUUUUUUCUUGUCAAUUAUGCCAACAUUAUCAUCUACAUUAUCAGACUUGCACUUAUUGGGCUCACGUAUCAACACCCAGGAGAACUUGGUUACUGAAGGAAUUACAGAGCGAAGAGCCUUAAACAACCCAUCCACUGCUGCUGCAAACCAAAAUAUUUCAGCCAGCAGGAACCAGCAGGGGUCACUUUCUAACAUUCACACAAUGCAUGAUGCUCCUAAGUUAUCACAAGCCAUGCCGAAAGGACAUCGUUAUACAGAAGAUGAUUUGACCACUAUUAACUAUGCGACUCUACAGUUCCCAGUUAUCAACCAUUCAAAUAAAAGUGCAUCCAAGAAUGAUGGUUGUGAAAUAAUCUAUGCUAAUGUCUCAAAUAAUAAGCAAAAGCCAAAGAAUGAAAAUGAAGAUUAUGAAAAUGUAAUUGGUGCAUUUGCUUCAAAGCCGCCUUUUUCAAACACAAUCUGGGAUUGGGAUAGCAGUGAUGAGGAAGAAGAGGUGAAUUACUCCACUGUGUCCAUAACUGUAACAGCUCACCACAAUCCUCGUAAACCUAAACUCAGUUCGGAGGAUGAAGACAAAACUGAAUACUCUGAAAUUAAAGUUUAACAUUAAUAAAACUGUACGUACUAUUAUGUAUUUUUUAGGCUUCUUACACAGUCUGCAGGCUUUUGCUCAUAUAUACAACUUUUAAAAACUUUUUGUGUUCCUGCUGUACAGGGUUAGUGGAAUGACUAUAUGGUACAAAGUUAUUAUUAUUAUUAUUUUUAAUUUCCUGUGUAAACCAUGUGAAAUGCUAUAAUUGAUGUUUAAUAAUAUAAUUUGUGUUUUUGUGUCUUUGUGCAAACUGAGACAUGAGAAAAAUGUCAUUGUACUGGACCAGUGUAUGUGUACAUAUUACAAUAAAGGCAUUCUUCUUCUGUAAUAUCAAUAUCAAGUACCUCAUAAGUAAACUAUUUUAUUGAUCAAGUAGCUGUUAUUUACCUAUUGUAUCAUUUGUAUAGACUCAGUCAGCAUGUUUACCAUGCUUUUUACUGGUGCUACAGUUUCAGCUCAUCUUCCAAAAACAUGCAGUGGAUUAACACUUUUUUUUUUUUUUUUAUUGUACAUGUCCAUCAAGUUAAUCACCCA
Messenger RNA from Trichomycterus rosablanca, 3768 nucleotides. RefSeq lists its product as uncharacterized. NCBI's taxonomy places the organism in Eukaryota, Metazoa, Chordata, Actinopteri, Siluriformes, Trichomycteridae. The record is from RefSeq and is a predicted model, not a curated record.